AUGAGUUCCGGCGAUGAUCGGGAGAAUGACAGAUCAGCAAUCGUGUUAUACGGUUCAGAAACCGGAAAUGCACAGGAGGUAGCGGAGGAGUUGGGGAGGCUUGCUGAAAGAUUGCAUUUCUCGACUCACGUGGCCGAGCUUAAUGAAGUUAAAGCUGAUUCUUUAGCAUCAUAUACGAUUACGAUAAUCGCCGUGUCGACCACCGGUCAGGGAGACUUUCCAGCCAAUGCGAGAUCGUUCUGGAGGACGCUUCUGCUCAAGAGGCUCCCGCCCACUUUCUUGCAGGGGGUGAACUUCGCACUAUUUGGGUUGGGAGAUAGCUCAUAUCCAAAGUUCAAUUGGGCUUCGCGGAAGCUGUAUAAGAGGUUGCUACAAUUGGGUGCUAACGAGAUAUAUCCAUCCGGAGAAGCUGAUCAACAACAUCCAGAAGGACUCGAGGCUACAUUUCUACCAUGGUGUUCAGAUCUGCGAAAGCAUCUCCUCGACGAGUAUCCCCUUCCUUCCGGUCAGCAGCCGAUACCGGAUGAUGUACCGCUUCCUCCUAAAUGGAUCCUAGAAGAACAGAGCAAUCCUUCAGUGUUCAAAGAACCAGACGUGAAGAUAGUGUCCGGGGUUGAAAACGACGAAUACCCAGGACUUUAUCGUCUUGAUCAUGACGAACGACCAAUCCCUAACACAUUCACUGCCAAACUCACUCAGAACAGAAGAGUCACGCCAUCUAAACAUUGGCAAGAUGUCCGCCAUAUAUCUUUAACGGUCCCUGAAUCUAUGAAAUAUGAUCCUGGAGAUAUGAUUUCCAUCAUGCCGAAGAAUUUCCCCCAGGACGUUGAUAACCUGAUAAAGAUGAUGGGCUGGGAAGAACAGGCAGAUAAGCCCAUCAAAUUUGUCCCUGGGGUCGGCCUGCGGUCCAAAAAGAAUAUUCCACCAGCACCGAUUCCCUACCUCGUCUCCUUCCCACAUUUGACUCUGCGGAUUCUCCUGUCAGAUUAUUUGGACAUCAAGUCUAUCCCUCGACGAUCCUUCUUAUCCGCCAUUGCCCAUUAUACGAAUGAUGAGAUGCAUAAAGAGCGAUUGUUGGAAUUCACGAAACCUGAGUAUAUAGAUGAAUUAUGGGACUACACGACGCGGCCUCGACGAAGUAUCUUGGAAGUUCUUCACGAAUUCGACAGCGUCAAGAUCCCCUGGCAGCACGCCGCCUCCGUCUUUCCUGUUCUGCGUGGUCGACAGUUCAGUAUUGCAAGCGGUGGAGAAUUGAAACAAACCCCGGACGGUGGCACCAAGUUUGAGCUGUUGAUCGCCAUCGUCAGAUACCAGACAGUUAUCAAGAAGAUUCGGGAAGGGGUAUGCACGCGAUACCUCUCUGUCCUUCGUCCAGGGAGCACGGUUAAAGUUCAGCUGCAACGAGGAGGACUCAAUUCCUCCAUGAAGCAACUUAUCGGGCCAUCCGUUCUUGUCGGUCCCGGAACGGGCAUCGCUCCACUACGUGCCAUGAUCUGGGAGAAAGCUACUAUCGCAAAAGCAUAUCGUACAGAGAAUCCGGGUAUAGAUCCCCCAAUUGGACCCACCGUCCUUGUAUUCGGCGGCCGCAACCGCGCGUCAGAUUAUUUCUUCGAAGAAGAAUGGAAGCAGCUCUCGGAAACAAUUGAUUUAAAGGUCCUAACGGCCUUCUCACGAGAUCAGAAACAAAAGUUCUACGUACAGGAUGUCAUCAGAGAGAACUUCAACAUGUUGUUCAAUCUCCUGCAUGAUUUGUCUGGAUCUGUGUAUAUCUGUGGUUCAUCUGGAAAGAUGCCACAGGCAGUUCGAGAGGCGUUGAUAGAGACCUUUCAGCAUGGAGACCACAGUGGAGUGGAGAAUUACACUAGGGAACAGGCGGAGAAGUACUUGGUCGAAAUGGAAAAACUCGGAAGGUAUAAGCAGGAGACGUGGUGA
Messenger RNA from Paecilomyces variotii, 1932 nucleotides. Its product is annotated as putative NADPH-dependent FMN/FAD containing oxidoreductase. Gene Ontology annotation, molecular function: NADPH-hemoprotein reductase activity; FMN binding; flavin adenine dinucleotide binding. Gene Ontology annotation, cellular component: cytosol. The record is from RefSeq and is a predicted model, not a curated record. NCBI's taxonomy places the organism in Eukaryota, Fungi, Ascomycota, Eurotiomycetes, Eurotiales, Thermoascaceae. The coding region runs from base 1 to 1932 and encodes 643 amino acids. The transcript is spliced from 4 exons.